Molecule: messenger RNA, 2781 nt
Organism: Endocarpon pusillum Z07020
Lineage: Eukaryota; Fungi; Ascomycota; Eurotiomycetes; Verrucariales; Verrucariaceae
Exons: 6
Coding region: 1-2781 (926 amino acids)
Cellular component (GO): membrane
Molecular function (GO): signaling receptor activity
Source: RefSeq, a predicted model, not a curated record
AUGUCUGGAACGGCAUACGCGUCUUCUUUUGUCUACACUGGCAUUUGGACCAAUUGGUCUAAAGGCCCGAUCUAUGGUGCGACCUUGACGCUCUACCAGAGAGAAGCAGGCCUCUUCGCUGCAUUCUUGGCCAUCUACGUCACUGCGGCAGGAGGACAGUUUUGGAAGAUACUAUGCUACCUCUCCUACCAGACGCGGGCUGCCAGACAGAAUCCAUACGGAGACAAUUUCCGCAGGAAAACCCAGGUGAUAUUGCGGAAUUCUGCCGGACCUGUGUCAGCGCUCUGGGAAUUUGCCCUCCUUUCCUUUCGAAGGCAUGAUCAAGAUCGAACCCAGAGAAUGAGUGUGUGUAUGCAAUGCGCAUUCUUCAUCUUCAUUGCCUUUGCGACCUUCUCAUCAUUCGGCGCAGCCAGUAUUUUCAGUUCUCAGGUCACAAAAGCGACAGGCAAUAAUACUCUAUUGUACAGCAAAAGUUGCGGGUAUGCCCGAUAUCCUGAUGGACCUGAUUCCUCCUUCAGCAAAUUUUUGAGGACGAUGAAGCUUGCUCAAGAUGCUGCUGGAUACGCUAGAGCUUGCUAUGGCUUGACCGACAACCUUCUGCAGUGUAAGAGCUAUCCACAAAAACAGAUCAAUUGGGAGACGGAUACGAAUGCAUCAUGCCCCUUCAGUGCACGGCGAUGUCGGAACAACUUAGCCGUCUCCUUUGAUACUGGACCAAUCGAUACGCAUGCUAUCUUCGGAGUCAACGCACCACCAAAGGACAGAGUGACAUAUCGACGCCGGACAACAUGCGCGCCCCUUGACCUCGAUGAUCUCUCGGCCACCGAAACGUCUGUCGAUGGAGCCGCCGGCGAAGUUAAAGAUGUUGAAAACAUUUAUGCAGGGCCUGUGAACUUUGGGUUUGGGCCUUUUAAUGCCUCCGCCCCCACCUUCUCUCGCAAUGUCCGUGUCCCCAUUAACGGCCUUGGGUACCAGCUCCAAACUGCCUUUUCAAUCGCAGGAAGUGCCUCGGGUAUCUGGGUCCCAAUACCAGAUCUUAACCGUACCGACGCCGACGUGACUAUAUUUCUACUCGCGUUUAAUGACAUUCUCUUCAUCCAGCCCAAUGAUGACCCGGUCUUCUCUGCUCAUGUUGCCAAGCUUAGCCCUCUGGGGGUUCGUGCCUAUCGGUCUGACCGAAAUAUCUCGGCUGUGGCCUGUGCAGAGCAGCAUCAAUACUGCAAUCCUGCAGUCGCCAGCGGCCAAUUCCCGCGGUGCACAAACCUGACGGGCGCGCAACUCCUGUGGCCGCACGAUGACAUUCCGGCCAUCCAACUGAUCAGAGAUACUGGACUGAAUACUCUCAAGAACGACAAUCUGGGUUUCAACCCAUUCCAAGCACUCGUCGCAGGGUAUUCCUCUGCUGCCACUUCGGCAGGGAUGUACUUUGCCGUGUUUAGUAGAGGCGCAGCGGCCUUGCGCGCGUCCGAGACCAUCUAUAGUUCCCUUCAAGGGCCCCUGACAAAUACUCAAUGGAUUACUGAACUUUCUGGCUGGUUUGCAGUAGGGCUCGCUGCAAUCCAGCAAGCCGCCCUAGAAUACGCUACCGGUCCUCAGUAUCUCGGCAUGACGGGAAAGCUUGUCCCACCCGCAAGUAAUGACGCACUAGGUCAGCGACUCUGUCAUUCGCAGACGUUUCGAAGUUCCGGGGAGGUGCAGUCCUUCAGUCUGCUCGGGGUUACGAUCAUCCUAUCUGGCGGAGGUUUAAUCAUCUUAAGCCUUUUCUUGAGAGCUUCUCCAGAACAACUGGAUCGUGUCGCGCCGAAGCAGAGCCACGACGCCGCCAGGCAACAUCAGGACUUGAUGCGCCUGAGGCACAGGCCCCAGCCGCCCACUGGGAUGGCGGGGAAGAAAAAUAUCGCUACGGAGGAGGAGCCGCUGCUCCAGAAAGCUACAGACAGACUUCUAGUCCAUUGGAGCGAUCUACCUGAGUGGUCCCAAGACAACGAGCACAUCCAAUCCGGAUUCCGACCGACAUCCAAUUCAUACUGGACGAGCUUCCAGAGCUGCUGUUAUGUGCACAAUGAAACGGGUAACAUCUACAGCCAUCUGCUCGCGACGUUGUGGAUGAUCGCGCUGCCGAUCCGGCUGUACCCACUCACGAAAGAGCACUACCCGAACGCUGAUGCCGACGACUGGACCGUCUUUGGGCUCUUUUUCCUGGGAGGCGCUUCCUGUUUCGCGCUCUCAACCAUCUACCACAUCCUCGCCAAUCACUCUCGCGCAACACAUGACUUCUGUCUUCAGCUCGAUUUCCUCGGUAUCAUCGUGGUCACGGCGGGUUGUUUCCCCCCUGGAAUCUGGUACAGCUUUCCCUGCGUGGCCAGGAAGACGAAAGUGUUCUGGAUCGGGCUUGAUCUCGCCGCCCAGUUUGUGGCAGCAAUUUUUGUCAUCUUUGUCCGACGAUUCCACCAGCCGGCAUGGCGUCCCCUACGAGGCUUUCUAUUCUCAAUCAUGGCUUCGUCCGCAUUCUAUCCCAUCAUCUAUGCUUCCUUCCUCCACGGAUACCGCCAAACGGACGCUGAGGCCGGGGCAUCGCGAUAUGUUCUUACCGUAGCUGUGUACCUGACUGCGGUGACAAUCUAUGCAACACGGUUGCCCGAAGCAUGGCGUCCGGGAAGAUUUGAUAUCUGGGGCCAGUCGCAUCAGAUCUUCCAUAUUCUCAUGGCGGUCGGGCUCACGCUGCAUUUCUGGGCAUUCGCCAAGGCGUUCGACUACGCGAAGAGGAUCAAACAAUGCUAG